Messenger RNA from Anastrepha obliqua, 963 nucleotides. Its product is annotated as cytotoxic granule associated RNA binding protein TIA1. The record is from RefSeq and is a predicted model, not a curated record. The transcript has 6 exons. Bases 95 to 919 code for a protein of 274 amino acids. NCBI's taxonomy places the organism in Eukaryota, Metazoa, Arthropoda, Insecta, Diptera, Tephritidae. Gene Ontology annotation, molecular function: RNA binding.
CAGAGUGGUGCGCGAUCCACAGACGCUAAAAUCGAAAGGAUACGGUUUUGUUUCGUUUGUGAAGAAAUCGGAAGCGGAAAAUGCCAUUACCGCCAUGAAUGGCCAGUGGUUGGGCUCACGUUCGAUACGCACGAAUUGGGCAACAAGAAAACCGCCGGCGACAAAAUUGGAUGUUAAUGCAAAACCUUUAACCUUCGAUGAAGUGUACAACCAAAGCAGCCCCACUAAUUGCACUGUCUAUUGUGGCGGCAUCAAUGGCGCAUUGUCCGGCUUUCUAAACGAGGAGAUAUUGCAGAAAACUUUCUCUCCCUAUGGCACAAUUCAGGAGAUAAGGGUAUUCAAGGACAAAGGAUAUGCUUUUGUGCGUUUUUCAACCAAAGAGGCCGCCACCCACGCCAUUGUUGGCGUACAUAAUACCGAGAUCAAUCAACAGCCAGUGAAGUGUGCGUGGGGCAAGGAGAGCGGUGACCCCAAUCACAUGUCGACCAUCGCCGGGCAAGCACUAAGCCCCGGCUUCCCAUUUGGCACAGCAGCAGCGGCGGCCGCUGCAGCCGCAUAUGGGCAACAAGUGGCCGGCUAUUGGUAUCCACCAGCACCCACAUAUCCCACAGCUGCGCCCACACCCGCCAACGCACUGCAACCGGGACAAUUUUUGCAAGGCAUGCAAGGAUUUACGACAUACGGGCAAUUUGCUGGCUACCAGCAAGGAUAUAUGGGCAUGGGCGUCCAAAUUCCGGGCACCUGGCAAAGUGUGCCACCUCAAGCGCCUUUGGCUGGCGCUACCGCUCCACAAAUCGCACAGAGCGUCAGUAGCGGCUUGCCACAGGCCGCCGGCGUUGUUGCCUACCCCAUGCAACAGUUUCAGGUUAGUCCACAGCUUGCUGAGGAUGAAUGGCUUGCACCGAGCCUGCUAGUGUAGCUGCCAUGAUGGCCGGCAUUUACAACAACAAAUGGGGCAACAAC